AUGGGUUGGCACGUUACGCGCAGCCAAAUCCUCGUGGUAUUAAGCGUACUUGUGCUCUUUGGUUUGUUCCUCCAGCUCGACUUGAGUUUCCGCUUUACCGACUCUCGAGGAAGCAAUAGCCUGUUGGGCCUUAAAGUCGGCAUUGGAGGCAGGAGACACUCUGUAUGGGACUCGCCGUCCUCUCGACAUGGGUACGACGGAAACUCGCCACUCUCUUCCCAUGCCGUGACAGUCGCCGACGUCAAGGUCAAGUGGGGGGAGGAGGGAGCACCACGGACCUCAGUGCUGGCACACGCUCCAGGGUGGACGGUUCUUGACGAUAUUUACCUCUACAAUGGAACAUGGUACAUUGUUACCGACAAUCCGUCGAGUAUCCCAUUACGCCGCAUGAUGAUCUCGACCGGUGCCGAGAUCUGGAACGACCAGGCCUCGAUUAACAGGCGAGAGCCAACGGAGAAUGAGAUGCGUAUCAUCUUCCCCUCUGAGGCAAACCGUCUGUGGGGUCAUUCAGUGUCGCGCGUGGCCGAUACGAGCUUCCUAGUCAACGACCCACCCCAGUUCCUCGAUCACUACUACCAUUUUGCGGCCGAGCUUCUCUUCGGCAUCUGGCGUACUUACUCGUCGCUUGAUCCGUCUAUCAAUGCUGCAGGCGCGACACAGCUCCCGGUCCCAGCGCGCAUCAUGUUCCCCUUUGUGAAUGCGGGUGGCUGGAACGACUACGCCAAGAUGAACUCGUUCCUCAUGCGCGCAAUCUUCCCGUCGGUCUCAUUCGAGUACCGCAACGACUGGCACGACCGUGUGGACACGGAGCGCCCGUACAAGUAUGAUCGCCUGGUCAUUGCUGAUCGCGCCGCCGCGUUCCGUGGGCCCGAGUUUGCCAAGACAUGGCGCACUGCGUCCGAGGCCGCGACUUUGGAAGGAAGCCGUUAUUGGUGGGCCCCGGUCCGCCGUAACCUGCUCGAGUUUGUGGGCUCUGGGACCGAGAGCAAGGAUGAGAUCAACCUUGCCGACUACGGUGUCGGCAUCGAGGAAUACGACUCUGAAGAGUACGGCGCCAGGGAGGUCAGCGUACUCGACGCAGACGGCUCCCAGGACGAGCCUAUUGCGCCUCGUGGCCAGCCCAAGAAGGGCGCUACCAACAAGAAGGGUGGUACUGGAAAGGGCAAGCAUGCGGCUGGCAACUCUGGGAAGCGCCGUGGUGCGCAGCGUGGUGGCGAGGCACCGAAUACCAGAACUCCCUCGACUCCGGUCAUUACGUACGUCAGUCGUCAAGACUGGGGACGCCGUAUGCUGCGUAAGAAGGACCACGAGGUGCUUGUCGAGGAGCUCAAGAACCUGGAGAAGAAGUACGGAUGGGAGGUCAACAUUGUCUCCAUGGACAAGCUUACUCGCGACGAGCAGCUCCGCUUAGCUGCGCGGACGACGAUCAUGAUGGGUGUGCACGGCAACGGUCUCACCCACUUGAUUUGGAUGAACAACCUCAACCCACGAGCGACCGUGAUGGAGUUUUUCUACCCGGCGGGUUUCGCCGAGGACUACGAGUUUACGUCGCGUGCACUCGGGAUGCGCCACUACGGUUGGUGGGACAAUGAGUCUUUCACGUAUCCCAACACGCCGGCGGUGGCGUACCCAGAGGGAUUCCAAGGCAACGACAUUCCGCUCGACGGCAAGGCUGUGGCGCAGUUGUGCGAGCAGCGACUGCUGGUCGACCGUGUCGGUGCCACCACCGAGCAUGCUGCCUCGUGA
Molecule: messenger RNA, 1746 nt
Organism: Cutaneotrichosporon cavernicola
Lineage: Eukaryota; Fungi; Basidiomycota; Tremellomycetes; Trichosporonales; Trichosporonaceae
Exons: 4
Coding region: 1-1746 (581 amino acids)
Molecular function (GO): glycosyltransferase activity
Source: RefSeq, a predicted model, not a curated record